GCGGAGCGAGGGGCGCGCGACAGGAGCCCCAGCGGGAGCCCGCGAGAUGAAAGAAGCAGCAAGGGACUCCCUGCCAGAUGAGAGGCAGAAGCAGGAGGGGCAGAUCUGGGGUACCAUGAGGGGGACGGGCGUCAUCCUGGGCUCCGGCCUGCUCACAUUCGUGGCCUUCUGGAACUCUGUCACUUGGCACCUGCAGAGGUUCUGGGGUGCCUCGGGCUACUUCUGGCAAGCCCAGUGGGAGAAGCUGUUUCACGCGUUUGAAGGGAAGGAAUGGAUUCUCUUCCACUUAGGGGCCACUCUCAUCCCCACCCUGUGCUUCUGGGGCUUCAACGCACUCCUGUUGGUGGUGGACACAACUGGGAAGCCCAAAUUCAUUGCCCGCUACCGCAUUCAAGAGGGCAAGAACGACCCCGUGGAUCCCGGGAAGCUCCGGCAGGCCGUCCGCUUGGUCCUCUUCAACCAGUUGGCCAUUUCCUUCCCCAUGGUGAUAGCCCUGUACCACUGCCUCAGGUGGCGGGGGAAUCCCUGUCGCCUUGAGCUGCCCACCUUCCACUGGUUCCUCCUGGAGCUGACCAUCUUCACCCUCAUCAACGAAGUGAUGUUCUACUAUUCUCACAGGCUAAUCCACCAUCCACUGCUCUAUAAACACAUCCACAAGACGCACCAUGAGUGGACAGCCCCCAUUGGCGUGGUCUCUCUCUACGCUCACCCUGUGGAACAUGUCCUCUCCAACAUGCUCCCGGUCAUCGUGGGGCCCUUGGUUAUGAGCUCCCACCUUUCCUCCAUCACCUUGUGGUUCUCCUUGGUUCUGUUGGUCACCACCAUCUCCCACUGCGGCUACCACCUGCCCUUCCUGCCCUCACCAGAAUUCCACGACUACCACCACCUCAAGUUCAACCAGUGCUACGGCGUUCUGGGCAUCCUAGACCACCUGCACAGGACCGACACCACCUUCAAGCAAACCAAGGCCUACGAGCGGCACAUGGUGCUGCUGAACUUCACCCCGCUCUCCGAGAGCAUCCCCGACCCACCCAAGAAAACAGAGUGAGGCCCCGGUUGGGCCCCAGGCCCGCGCUGCGGGCAGCCCCUUUAGCACUAGAGAACCUAGCUCAGAGAACCAGGGCUACGGUUGAUAAUCCUGCCAAUCGACUAACCUCCUAAUGACGGGUAGACCCCCACUAAUAACUAAACUAAAAGCGCGGCAGCCACGGGAGCCCGAGUCGGGACUCGGUCCCCCCUCGGGCCGGUCAUUCCCCCGUCUCCAAUCCCGCUAGGUCCGAGCUCAGGAACCGACUCCGCUCCAUCUCCACUCACCCCCAAACCCCACGCAUGGGCACGUGCGACAUUCCAGUUUCCAGAUUCUGGACGAGUUGUUUCUGUAGUAACUUCCAGGGGACAGCUAGCCUCCACCCGCUCUACCAGAGGGGUGGGGAGUUGGUCAGUGCAGUUUCGGAUAUUGAUUGCUUUAGAGGUGGUGGCACCGGUUUGGAAUGAGGUAAAGGCUGUUAGGCUUAGACUUCGAAACUCAAAGAGGAUGAGCCAUCUGGGAGAUAAUUAGGGGACGAAAAAGACGGUUGCUUCAGAAGUGGGGGUUCUGAGGUCCUGUUUCCUGGCCUCGUCCCUCCCCUACACACACAGUAGGCACCAACAGGUUAAGAUUCUGCUUCUGGAGAAGGAGCCACGCUUGAUGCCAACCUGACCCAAGGAGAAGCAAAGAUCAACUGGAGAAAUGGGCAAGUGAUGCCACUGAGUCAGCCCUCUCCCGAGCAGGGCUUCCUCCACGGCUCUGGCCGCUCCAGGUCAGUUGUCGGGGGAGGUCUCUGUAGGAUCCCUGUAGGAUACCGACCUGAAAAACAGGCCCCGAACAGCCGAACAAGGCAAGCUGAGAGAGCAGAGAGGCCAGAACAAAUCAUACCAUUCCUCGCCAACCCUCUGCAGUAUUAAGGCCCCCAAAUCCCCAGGUAUUGAACCCGAGGCAGAGCUGAAAGCCUCCAGCCUCCGCCCAGGCAGCCCCGGGAGCCCGGCACACACUAGAGCAGCUCCUGCCCAGUUCGACUCCGUACCACCCCUGGCAGGAACGAUGCCCUGGCUUGGAAGGGGGCAAACCAGAUAGAAAGCAGGCGGGGAGAAUCCCGAUUUCCCUCCAAAGCCCAUGACUCUGGUGGCAAGCCAGCUGCCACAGACUCAAGGCACUUCAGAAAGGAAACGGACAGGGCCACCAGCCCCACCCAGAAAGAACCCGUCAGUCAAUGGUUUCCAAACCACGGGAGCACUGAAAGAAGCAGGGGCUGGGUGGGGACUCCUCUGUGUCCAGCUACCCAGGAAAAACCUGGGCUGGGGGCUCCGGGAGGGGACGCCCCGGCCCCGCCGUGCCAGACCUUCCCCUCACCCUCCUUUUCCUGAGGUCACCGGCCCCCGGGGACAUUCAGAAGCGACCCCAAGGUACGGGUGUCUGAAUCCGCGAUCACCCCCAACCACCGCCACCUGGCCCCGGAGACUCACUGGGGUUCACGGUUGCAUUUCGAGUAUCGUUCUGGGCUCCCAGAGCUGCUGACCUCAGCCGGUAAUUAAAUCUGCAAAUAAAUCGACUU
Messenger RNA from Tachyglossus aculeatus (Australian echidna), 2591 nucleotides. RefSeq names its product fatty acid hydroxylase domain containing 2 (gene FAXDC2). Lineage: Eukaryota; Metazoa; Chordata; Mammalia; Monotremata; Tachyglossidae. The transcript is spliced from 9 exons. Gene Ontology annotation, biological process: sterol biosynthetic process. The coding region runs from base 47 to 1048 and encodes 333 amino acids. The record is from RefSeq and is a predicted model, not a curated record. Gene Ontology annotation, molecular function: C-4 methylsterol oxidase activity; iron ion binding.